Molecule: messenger RNA, 10053 nt
Organism: Bactrocera oleae (olive fruit fly)
Lineage: Eukaryota; Metazoa; Arthropoda; Insecta; Diptera; Tephritidae
Gene: Appl
Product: amyloid-beta-like protein
Biological process (GO): central nervous system development; axonogenesis
Cellular component (GO): neuronal cell body; neuron projection; membrane
Molecular function (GO): heparin binding; transition metal ion binding
Source: RefSeq, a predicted model, not a curated record
UUUUAUUUUAGCAAAAUAAAUAAAUAAAACAAGAAAAAAAGUUCAACUGCAUCGAAGCUAUAAUUCUCUUCCCUCCAUUGGGCAUUUUAACAGUAUAAAAGGGUAUAAAAAGAGCUUUAUCUUCAGUUCUUCUUAUUCAGGGUAUAAUAUUAUCAAAAAUAAAUAGUAUACAUAAUUAAAUUAUAAAACUUUAUGCGAUUAAUAAAAACUAGAUUUUUGUAAAAUAAAAAAUAAAUAUUGAAUGAUCAUUUACACAUGAAGACUUUUUACGUACACCACCGCAAUUGUUGUUGUAACAAUAUUAAUAUAUUUUUACCUGUUUUUGUUGUUGUAAUAUCAAACCAUUUGCCUGUGAUGUGGUAGUUUUUUUGUUGAUGGCAUGCAACGUGUAUUUAUAUAUUACACACACACACAUCAUUAUUUACGUAAGUACUAGCACUUUCAAACUUAUAUCAAAAUAUCAAAAUCUAACGUAAUUAAAUUCAAAUAUAAUACAAAUUCGUUUAUUGUGAAUGUAUUGUUGCACUUAUAAAUUCACAUCUUCACCUUGCACUUCCGCAUUGCAUAUACGCUGAAUCACCCUGUAAUCCGCAUUUUCAAUUUGCUUGACAGUUGUUAUUAAUUUUAUACGCGCCAUCUUUAUUUUACAAAUAGUGCAGAAUAAAUGUGCAUAUUUUUAAAAAUACUUAAGGUUUUCAUAAAGCUGCUGCAGUAAAUAAGCGCGAAUGUCAAUAAUUGCAUGGUGAAGUGUAGAUGCAGCGUGUAGUUGAGCAGCCGCAGCCAUUAAUCACUGUGUUGUAGCAGGUGUGCUCGCAGCAACUCCUGCACAAUUUAAGCGCUUAAAUUCAACUAUUUGUAGCCAAACUAUAUGUUUUUUUGCCUGCAAGCUAAAGAAUAAUGUGCAAUGCACAAACAAAGUGACAAAUUAAUAUGAUACGAGCGAUGCAUAAACAAAUGUAAAGAUAAAAAUAUAACAUUAAUAAAAAAUUAGUGUUAUGUUGGCCUGAUUCAGCUAAGAAGCUGUAAAUGCAGGUGGAAUGUUCGUUGCAAUCGCACUUGUAACGCAAAGCUUCGUUAAAGUUUAAGUCGGGUUUGAAUGAGUGAUACCUGAGCCCAUUGCGUGCGCUGUAUACAUGUUUGUACAUGCUUAAUGAGUCAAAUAAAAGUCGAGAAUUGUAGGCAUCUGUCAAAAAAAUAAAAAAAAGUGAUGUGCAUUUGAAGCAAAUGUAAAACGCGGAAGAUGAUAGUCUGUAUGAGUGUGUAAAGUUGAGAGUUUUAAGUGGCAGCAGUAAAUGAAAGAAAAAGCAGCUGCAAGUGAAUAUCAACUAAACAUUCGUAUUAAACAAAAACAAAAAUUAACAAAAAAUAACAGUACAUUUGACUCCUCCAGUGUGUGUGGUGAAAAAUCGUGCAAACAGUAAAAUUUGUGAAUAAACCAACAAUAAUAACAACAAGCAAGCAUUGUACAGAAAUGUUAGACUCAAGUAAAAUCAGUCUUGGCCUGUUGGCCUUAACUGUCAUCUGUGCGACAAAUUGCCCAAAUGUACAGGCCGCAUCACCGCGUUGGGAGCCACAAAUUGCGGUGCUCUGUGAAGCUGGCCAAGUAUUCCAACCGCAAUACCUCUCCGAAGAGGGACGCUGGGUAACGGAUUUGAAUAAGAAGACAUCAGGCGCUACAUGCUUGCGUGACAAAAUGGAUUUACUGGACUAUUGCAAAAAGGCUUAUCCGAAUCGUGACAUCACUAAUAUUGUUGAAUCUUCGCAUUAUCAGAAAAUCGGCGGCUGGUGUCGUCAGGGUGCUUUGAAUUCGGCAAAAUGCAAAGGGGCACAUCGUUGGAUCAAACCAUUCCGUUGCUUGGAAGGACCAUUCCAGUCGGAUGCCCUGCUCGUGCCCGAAGGAUGCCUCUUCGAUCACAUUCACAACGCCUCACGUUGCUGGCCAUUCGUUAGAUGGAACCAGACUGGCGCUGCCGCUUGCCAGGAGCGCGGCAUGCAAAUGCGCAGCUUCGCCAUGUUGCUGCCCUGUGGUAUUUCAUUGUUCUCGGGCGUGGAAUUCGUUUGCUGUCCGAAACAUUUCAAAACCGAUGAGAUUCGCGUAAAGAAAACCGAUCUACCCGUUAUCGCCCCAGCUGAGAUUACCAACAGCAAUGUGGAUGUGACUAACGAUGAUGACAAUGACUCUAACUACUCGAAGGAUGUUGGCGCCGAUGAUGAUCUCGACGAUGAAGAUGACUUGUUGGGCGAUGAUGAAGAGGACGAAAUGGUCGCCGAUGAGGCAGCUGCUGGUGAGGCGAAUAGCUCCAAUGCUGACGAUUUGAAUGGCGAAUAUGAUUCCGGUGAGGACUUGGACAACUAUGAGGAGGAUGGUGGCGGAGCAGCUGAAGAGCAGUCGGACAGCUGGGAUUUGCAGAAUGGUAGCUCAAGCGGCGCGAAACCAGCGGCGGUGAAGUCCAACACAGAUGAGGCUGGUGGUGCAAAGGGCAAAUUGGGUGUUGAGUCGGUGGUUAAGGGCGCUGCUGGCAUGAUGGCUGACGCGCCAGUCGCAUCCACAGCACAACAACAGCAGCAGCAACAAUUCCCCACAGCACCAUCCACUAGCCAGCCCACCGUCGAUCCAUACUUCACGCACUUCGAUCCGCAUUACGAGCAUCAGAGCUACAAAGUAAGUCAAAAAGAAGCCCAACAGCGCCUCGAGGAAUCGCAUCGCGAGAAGGUCACACGUGUCAUGAAGGACUGGUCCGAUUUGGAGGAGAAGUACCAGGAUAUGCGCAUGGCCGAUCCCAAGCAAGCACAGACAUUCAAGCAACGUAUGACAGCACGCUUCCAGACUUCUGUUCAGGCACUCGAGGAGGAAGGCAACGCCGAGAAGCAUCAGUUGGCUGCCAUGCAUCAGCAACGCGUAUUGGCCCACAUCAAUCAGCGCAAACGUGAAGCGAUGACCUGCUACACUCAAGCGCUCACCGAACAGCCACCAAAUGCUCACCACGUCGAGAAGUGUCUGCAGAAGCUCUUGCGCGCCUUGCACAAGGAUCGUGCCCAUGCCUUGGCCCACUAUCGUCAUCUCUUGAAUUCCGGCGGUCCAGGCGGUUUGGAAGCUGCUGCCUCGGAGCGACCACGCACUUUGGAACGUCUCAUCGAUAUCGAUCGCGCCGUCAACCAAUCUAUGACCAUGUUGAAACGUUACCCCGAAUUAUCUGCUAAGAUUUCCCAAUUGAUGAACGACUACAUUUUGGCGCUCCGCAGCAAGGACGACAUACCCGGCUCAUCGUUGGGCAUGAGCGAAGAAGCGGAGGCCGCCAUUUUGGACAAAUACCGCGUUGAGAUCGAGCGUAAGGUGGCGGAGAAGGAACGUCUACGUUUGGCUGAAAAGCAGCGCAAGGAGCAACGCGCCGCUGAACGUGAGAAAUUGCGUGAAGAGAAGUUGCGCAUGGAGGCCAAGAAGGUUGAUGAGCUGCUGAAGUCGCAAGCCGAGCAGGAUGGCGGCGCCAGUGGUGCUGGCUCCGCUAUUUUAGGCUCCUCCUCCGCUGCAGCACUAGGCGACUCGAAGGUGAGCAGCAAAGAAAUGGGCCAACUUACAGAUCCCACUAAAUUGGCGCAAAGUGAGAAGGACAGCACUGGCGUUGAGGAGUACGCCGAUGUCACUGUCAGCACCAAAACCCAAACCGUCCUGCCCACAGUCGAUGACGAUGCCGUACAGCGCGCCGUAGAGGAUGUAGCCGCCGCUGUCGCUCACCAAGAGGCUGAGCCACAGGUGCAACAUUUCAUGUCGCACGAUUUGGGUCAUCGCGAAUCGAGCUUCUCGCUGCGUCGCGAAUUCGCACAUACGCACGCGAACAAGGAGGGACGCAAUGUCUACUUCACUUUGUCCUUCGCUGGCAUUGCAUUGCUAGCGGCCAUCUUUGUUGGUGUCGCAGUGGCCAAGUGGAGAACAUCUCGCUCGCCACAUGCGCAGGGCUUUAUUGAAGUUGAUCAGAACGCCACCACACACCAUCCCGUUGUACCGGAGGAGAAAAUCGUGGCGAACAUGCAAAUCAACGGUUAUGAAAACCCCACAUACAAAUAUUUCGAGGUGAAGGAGUAAAAGAAGCAAAACAAAAGCAUAUAAACUUAAUAAAAAAUAAGAAUAAAUUUGCAAAUAUUGUAAACGCACUCAACAACUCAGUAAACCCACUAAAGGAAGCGUAAGCCCCGCCCCCUACCCCUUAAAAAAAUAAAAAUAAAUAAACUCCCACUAUAAAAAGCCUGCUUUAUCAUCAUUACCCACUUAUACAUACAACUAAGAAUAAUACAACAAAUAAGUCAUACUGAAACAAAAAACCAAAAAACAACAACCACAAACCCGUGAAUUAUACAAACAAACAUAUUUUCCAAAAAAAAAAAAACAAAUAAUGUAAACGUAAAAAAUCUUGAAACUAAUUUUAAGCAGAUAAAAUUAAAACAAAACGGAGCGCAGUUCCAACAUUGCAUACAUACAAAUGUGUGUAGAAAGAGUAGAAGGAGAGUGAAAGCGUAACAAAGGUAAAAGAAAUAAUAACUGUAAUAAAUGCAAAUAGUAAAAGCGAAAAAAUAAAGGAGCAGAGGCAAAAGUAAAACUCAAAGCGCAAAAAAAUGUGACGAACUUUUGAAAUGUGCAGCGAAAAUAAAAAGAGAUUUUGAAAAUAAAAAAUGAGCUCAAAAAACAAAGCUUUCAGCUCGAUAAUUGUACUCAAACUCACAAACACAUACAACUUUCAUACAUACCCCAUUCACACACACACACAAACUCACCAAAAAUAUGCCAACACACUCACUCAAACUUCACACUCCAACAAUGGGAGAAAUAACUCGAAAUUAUUCAACAUUCUUUCAUACACGACAUUUCAAAAACAAAAAGUAUGUUGUUCUUGUUUAGAAAGUAUUAAUUAAAAACCAAAAAAUUAUGUGUAAUAAUAAAGAGUAACAAAAACUUAAAGUAAAAUGUAUUAAAAUUUAAGUAAAUAAAAGGACAAGCAGAAAAAGCAAAUUAAUUUUAAGCAAAAAGUGGAAUGCGAAAUUUUGCAAAUGCAGAUGUGAGCAAUUUUUAUUUAACAUAAACAAAAAUCAUUUGUUGCGCAAAAGAAAGUUUGAAAUAACAGUAAAUUGGUGAAGAGAGGUAAGUGUGAGAAGUGUGUGAAAAUAUUUUAAGAGCUGAGCUUAAAGCUUGCAGGUGGCUGGGAGGUGUGAACCGGAAUCGCCUAUAAUUGCAACGACUACAGAGUAAGCAGAGAGAUAAAGAAAGAGAGAGGUUAAAGGAGAAAACUCAAUGAACUAUUGUGAGUAUGGUAUUACUAAGCGAGACAGUUGUAUGCAAUUGCUGAAAGGCUGGUGGAGAGAGAGAGCGCACCAAAGCCACAACAGAUUAAUUAAUCAAAAGAAAUGUACAAAAACUACUGAAUGAGAGGCGAGAACUGAGAGUUUAUAAUAAAAAAAAAGUGAGUCAAACUGAGAGAGAGGAAAGCAAAGCGCUCAAAACCGUACAUAAAGUGAAGAUCAAGAAAUAAUUGCAAAAUGUAGACAAUAAGUGCUAUUGAAGACAAAGAAUUAGUUAGCGAAAAACCAAAAAACUUUGCAGUAAAAGAAAUAAUUUGUAAUUGAGAAAAGUUUUUGCAAGCACAUACAGCUUGAAAUGAAAUGCACUGAACAAUAUAGCCAUAUAGAAAGCGUUCUAUAGCUGUUUUGUUAACUGUGAGAAAUAUUUAAACAUAAAGGCGUUGGGCACUUAAUAGACAAGCAAUGAUAACUCAAGCUUGUUUUUCAAAAAAAGUGAAAGCUUUGCAAAUCAAUUGUUAAAAAGCUCUCAAAGUUCUGCAUGAAAGCUCACAACAAGCAUAAGCUUCCAUUGUUAUUGCUGCUUACAGCGCCCAAAGCUUUUCACAGUUAACAAAAACAUGUCUCACUCAAUAAGUAUGGAUAUUUUCACACACACACACACACACACGCGGGAAGAGAAAGUUUGCGCUAAUGAAAUGAAUUUUGGUGAAUAAAAUUUAUAAAAUUAAAUUAAGUGUAUUUUUUUUUUGUGAAAAAGGAAUAGAAAUUUUAAAAAGCUCACCACACCUAUAAAUACAUAAAUAUAAAAAGCAACUUUCACUCACUCUACUUCUAACAAAUAAAUACAACAAAAAUAACAAUCGCCUGCUUUUCAUUAAUCCCUUAAGACGCUGUAAGAAUGAAUAUGAUUAAACAAGUGUUUAGCAUUAGCUGGUUAAGAAUUCUCUAUAUAUCUAUAUAUAUACAAAUAUAUGUAUAUAUAAAUGGAACGCAAAAGCUGAAGGUAAUGAAAUGGAGCGCAUAAAACAUGAGUACAUAUGUAUACAUACAUAACUAUAUAAAACGCCUGCUGCUAUUCUUAUAAUCAAGACAUAAAAAAACAUAGAAAGACAUAGAAAAACAUAGAAAACAUAGAAAGACAUAGAAUACAUUAAUAAACUAUACAAGCAGACAAACACAAAAGCUUGUUAAGUGCGAGCGUUUUGAGUGAACUUAACACAAAUUUUCAAACAUAAACAGCAAACGAGUGGUAGACUGCGCUAGUCUAAAUAGUGCAAAAUUAGCUAAAGAGCUUACGAGCUUUCCAUGCACGCGCUCAAUACUAAGCGAUAAAAGUAUGCAACAACUUAGCGAGCUUACAAUUUUGUACAAAAAUAAUAAAUUAUGCAACAAGAGUGAAAGUUUUCUAAGCCUUCAUUGAAGAUUUGUUAAAAAUUAUCAAAAGAACCGCGCAAACUAAGCAAAAACAAGGAAUUUCUGUAAGCUACAUGCGCUAUUACUAGCGUGAAAGCACGCACGUUUGUUUAUUAAAGAGCUUUUAAAACGCACAUCGUCAAACUUGCUGCCAUAAAACGUAAAACCAUUUUGUGUGCUUUCACAGCGCACAAAUUUGUAUUACGCAAGAGCGCUAGUGGAAGAAAACAAGCGUUUUGUAGUUUGCUGUUAGUGGCUCCACCCACUGAUAAGCACGAAUGGCGGUAUUACAGCGCAUAGCAAACCACUUAACACGCAUUGCCUGCCGUUGCCAGCUGAUUACAGUGGUCACGCCCAGGCAAGGUGUCUACAAAUCAGCGUUUAAAGUGAUAAGGAACACACAAAGCAAUGCCACAACUCGAGAAAACAAAGCGAACAAAGCAAAAUGCAAUUCAUAACAAUUUUCACAUUUCCAUUAUAUUAUUAAAUAAUAGUUUUUAGCAUUUAGUAUAUUUAAUUUAGUGUUUUAAUUGUAUAAUUUAAUGACUUUAACUUGAGAAAGACAGUUUUGAAGAUUUGUGCAAAUUUAAUCAGACGCUAAAUCAACACUUGAAACUAAGGAAGCGCAUAAGUAAGCGAGAUAAAGCGUGUAAAUGUAGUAAAAAAUAUAAAGCAAAAAAAUAAUUAAGUGUUUCAAUUUGACUGCGUUACAUUUACAUAUGUCUACAUACCUAUAUGUAUGUACUUGAACACUAUACACUUGUUUACAGAUAUGUUAACUGUUUACUUAUUACUUAAUUGCUGAAAACCUUUUUUGCGUUGUACUUUACAGAUUAUUUUCAUUUUGAAUGAUGAAAUUGAUUAGAACGAGAGGUAAAGCACCAAUAAGCAACAUAAAACGGUUGAGAAUUGUAAGCUAAAUCAAAAAAUAUAUAACUGUUUAUGCAGCUGCGCGGCUUUAAUCACAAUGCGCUCUCUCACUCGCACGCGCAGAGUUGAGCAAUUGAGAGCAGCAGAGAGUGUCACACAGCAUUACUAUGCGCGCUCAUCACUUGCGCAUUAUAAUCUGCAAUUCUCAACCGCCUUACGCGGUUCGCAAAAAACCAAAAUACUCCACUAACAAGCAGGCAACAAUAACACACACACACAAAACAGUAUACAAAAUAGCGAAGACACAACAACUCUACAACAAAUACCCUAUGCAUAAAUAUUGCUAACAAAUUAUUUAUAAAUAAAACGAAACUAUAAUUGCGAAACAACUACAAAUUCUUAACAAACGCGUUAAUUAAAUGCAACUCUAAGCGUUUAAGUAAAGAAAUGCUAAGCAAACCAAAAACCUAGUCAAAGCUUAAAUAUUUUUCUGUUCAUUUAUUAUAUAGCAAACCAUAACACAUACAUGCAUACAUACAUAUAUACAUAUAUAUAUUUAAAAUAUAUAGAAAUAAAAAGCAAAAAGCAAAAACCAAAAAAUAAUAAUAACAACAACCGCAACAAUUGAUAUUUACACUGACAAUUAGCGAAGAGAAAAAGCGUAGAAAUAAAUUUAAAAACUUUAUAAAGCAAACAUAAAAAUGCCUACAAACAGCUGAUGAAAUGAAGAAAUUGUAAGCAAAAACCCCGUCCUGCGUGAAUUAAACAUAAAAAAGUAAAAAAUACACUUAAAAAAAUGCAAAUAAAAUUAAAAAAAAAAAAUUAAAGCAAAUAAAAGAGAAAGACACAAAUCAAAGAAAUACAAAAAGAAAAUAAAGCAAAAAAGAAAAAGAAUAAGAAAAUUACAAAUAAAAAGCAAAUAUCAGCAAGUAAUUUAAAGUAAAAAAAGUAAGUUGCGUAAUUUACAGCGUGUAAGCUGUAUUUAAAAAUUAAAAAAAAUAUAUAUAAAUAAAUAAGUAUAAAAGCUCGCAACUGUUUAUCGACGUCGCGCUCCCUAUCCACAAAAACCACAAACUUUUAUUUGUAAUACAUGCUUAAAAUACAAAAAUUUUUAUUAUUUAAAAAAAAUUUUAAAAUUUAAUAUUUAAAAAAAAAAUUAUUUUAAUUUCAAUUUUUCAAAAAUUUUAAAAAAAUUUAAAAAUUAAGAAACAAAAAAAAAUAAUAAAUAUUUUUUACGCAUUUUCACUCAUUCCACUUUUUUCUCUUUUUCGUUAAAUGCGCAGCAAAAAAUUCACAUUGCAACAAAUACAUUUAUUAAAUACUUAAUUCUUAUAUAUUAUUGCAUAGAAAGUCAAGAACAAACAAAAAUUAUAUAUAUAAAUUAAAUUUAAAGUAAAAUUAAAACAAACAAAAAAUAAAUAUUAUAUAUAUACAUAUAUAUGUGAAUGUACUCAAUGACAAUUGUAAUUGCAACAAUAAUUGUACGCUAAUAUAUUAUAUUUAAAAAAGCAAAACAACAACCACAUGAACAGCAACACUACAAAAAAACGAGUCCACAACCAACAAUAGCUAAUGCAUGCCCAGCACCACGAGCAGUAAGGAAAACCAAAACUACAGGAACAAAACAGGAAACGCCACAAAAAACAUUUAAUUUACAAACAGUUGGCAAACUUUUUUGCCAAAAACGUAGCGAAAAACCAUAUGAGCCAACACAUGCCAUAAAACCGGCAAGCAACUGACCAUAAAUGUUAUAAAAUGCGACAAAAUUUGCAAAUACACUGAGCGAAAAACUAACAAAAAAAAAGUAUAAAUUUUUCUUUCAACUAGUCCAUAUUUUCGAAAUUUUCUAACGCAAGCAAACCGACAACCACUUCCACACCACACUCCCACUUGCAACCGUGUCAGGCAAUCAACACAAUUGCCCACUGUACCCGCGCAUGCGCUUGUAUGUAUUGUAGUAUUUAUGUUUGUAAUGCAGCAAGUAAUUGUAAUUGUAAUUGUAAAAUGUUUCAGCGCAAAAUGCGGAGAGCUACGCCCAGCAAGCGUACCAUGUAAUUUAAAGUAAAAUGCAAGAGAUUAUGUAACUAACGUAAGUUGAUGUUUCGCGCUAAAUUAAAAACAAAGCAAAACAAACUGGCAAUGUCGCGCGUACACUCAAAGAAAUUAGCAAAAAAAGAAAAAAAAAUGGUUUAUUAAGUAUUUAAAAGCAAAACACAAAAGUCUUUAAGUGGUAAAACUAUAAGUGGAAAAAUUGUAUGAAAAUAUGGUAAUUUAAAUUCAGUGUAAACAAUAAUACUAGAAAAAAUAGUAAAACAACAACAAAAUGCAUUAUUAAACACCCACACAGACACACACACACACAUAUGUAUACACACAGUGUAAAGCAAAGGGCGCACAGUGGUGCCGCAGCGAAGAGAAAACAACAAAAAGCAAAAAAAAAACAAAACAAACAAACAAACAACAACAAAACCAAAACAAAAA